AUGGCCGCUUCAAAGCCCGCCUACAAAGUCGCUGAUAUCGGCCUUGCCGAUUUUGGACGUAAGGAGAUCAUCAUUGCCGAGAAUGAAAUGCCAGGACUUAUGGCGAUGCGCAAGAAGUACGGCCCAACAAAGCCGCUAAAAGGCGCCCGUAUUGCCGGAUGCCUUCACAUGACCAUCCAAACGGCGGUUCUUAUCGAGACCCUUGUCGAACUUGGAGCUGAGGUUCAAUGGUCGUCAUGCAACAUUUUCUCCACACAAGACCAUGCAGCCGCUGCUAUUGCUGCUGCUGGCGUUCCAGUUUAUGCCUGGAAAGGCGAGACUGACGAGGAAUACGAGUGGUGUAUUGAACAGGUAUGUAGGCCUAGUGAAUGA
Molecule: messenger RNA, 372 nt
Organism: Ostertagia ostertagi
Lineage: Eukaryota; Metazoa; Nematoda; Chromadorea; Rhabditida; Trichostrongylidae
Source: the annotation of a GenBank genome assembly